UUUCACCCGGCCAAGUCUGGACCCAACUAGAAAAGAAAAGGCAGAAGGGUCCAUGUUUCUUCUCCCUCGCAUGCCAUAGCUUUCUAUCUUUUGACUUCUCACCAGCGCCCUCUCUCUCUCGGCAAGAUCCUUUCUCGCCAUUGUCACCCUUGAUUCACCCCUACUCAUUUUCCAUCAAUCUCUCUCUCUCUCUCUUUCCCCAUCUACGUCGGAUUCUGUCUUUAGGUUUUUGGACGUGGUCUAAAAACCACAUUUUAUUUUUCAAUCUUAUCAAACAAUGGCUGCCUAUUCCGCCGUCGCUGUCUUCCGGCAUACUCUGGAGCAGCUGCUGGGUUCCGAGCAGUUUCCUCCUCACGUUUCUAAGAGUCAAAUCACAUUCCUCCAUGAGAACGUCUGCUCCUUGCAAUCCUCUCUCGAAAAAAUCCCCUUAGUUCCCAAGUCAAAAGGAGAGAAAAUGAAGGAUUUGCAAACUAGAAUCAGAGAAGCCAUCUACGCAGCUCAAGACGAGGUUGACUAUUGGGUCAGAGGCCAUUCGCCACAUGAAAUGACUAUGAAGAAGCUUGAAGUCGAUAUACAACUAGUAGAAAAAGAUGCUGCCGAUAUGGAGCAGGAGACCAGAGACGCUCAGGAUGUGUUAGCCGAGGAUCCUGUCUUGGUGAGUGAUUCGUUCAAAAUCAGCGGCAGAGAUAAGAUCGUGGGGCACGAGGAAGACUUCAAAACGGUGAUAGAUUGUGUGCAGUCUGAAGUAGAUGCGCUUGUAGUGAUUCCCAUCAUUGGGCUGCCUGGCAUCGGUAAAACGACUCUUGCUAGGAGUAUCUACAGUGACAAACGAAUAAGGGAAAGUUUCAUGAUUCAAGCUUGGGCCCAUGUAUCACAAGGCGUCGACUACCAAACGUUAUUAUUAAAGAUCUUAAGUAGCAUAAACAUCAUCAGAGGCUAUGAAGACGACAAGGACAAAUUGCUCCUUAAACUGUAUGAGACAUUGUACGGUAAGAAGUACCUGAUCGUGCUGGAUGAUGUCUGGGAUUCAAUAUUUUGGGAUCAGGUGAGAUCGGCGUUCCCGGAUAACAAGAACGGCAGUCGAAUUCUUCUCACCACCAGGUUUUCCACUGUGGCUGCAACAGUUAAAACCUCUAGUUUUGUUCAUGAGAUGAAGCCGCUGGGGCUGGAACACAGUUGGGAGUUGCUGUGUUAUAGGGUAUUUGGUGAUAAACUUGAAGACUACAAGGAUGAAAUUACCAAAGCCUGCCCUGCUCACUUGAAGGAUACUGGAAGGAGAAUCGCUGACAACUGUAAGGGUCUUCCUCUCUCAAUUACGGUGAUCGGUGGCCUACUCUCUCGGGAGAGAUUGGACCCCGACUACUGGAAACGGAUUGAACAAGAUACUGCUGGUUUUGCUGCAACUGGUGACGUCUCUUACAUGGAGAUCUUGUCUCUCAGUUACAAUAACUUGCCUGCUUAUCUCAAAGGGUGCUUCCUUUACAUGGGAGCAUUCCCUGAAGAUGCUGAGAUACGUGUCUCUAAACUCAUCAAACUUUGGGUUGCUGAAGGCUUCUUCCCAAAACCAUCACUGCCCACACAAACCAUGGAACUCGUGGCACACAAAGCAUUGGAGGAUCUUAUAGGCAGAAAUCUCAUCGCAAUUAGCGAGAAAAGCUCCAAUGGUGGAAUCAAAGUUUGCAGGAUGCAAAAUAGUUUACGGCAAUUGGCAGAGAUAGAAUCCGGAAAAGAGAAGUUCUUCCAUUGCAGGAAGAAGUAUAAUCAGAUACUAGAAGAAGGCAUGAAGAAACAGAGGCGGGUGUCCGUUCACAUAAACCUUCUCAUGAGCCUCGAAGAAGUUUACGAGGCCACAAAAACAAUCACAUCUGCACGCACUCUUCUCUACCUAGGACCCCAUCACCACCACCCAUUGCCUUACUGUUUAACAUUCGAUCUUCUCAAAGUGUUGGAUGCCUUCACAGUCUACUUUGUUGAGUUUCCUGAUGAAUUUUUUCAACUUGUUCAUUUGACAUACCUUUCCCUUACCUACAAUGACGAACUUCCUCCAGAGAUAUCCCUACUCCAGAAACUCCAGGUCCUCAUGGUUCGUCGGAAACCCAAGCUCAUAUUCAUUGGGGUAUCUUUCUUGCCGGAUGAAAUCUGGGAGAUGCCGGAGUUGAGGCAUCUCUGGUUUACAGAAAUUGAUUUUCCUGCUCUACCACAAAACAUUCCUCAAAACAAAGCCUUGCUUUUAAAUCUUCAAACUCUUUCAUACAUCAAUGCUGCUUCUUGCACUAGGGAUGUUCUUAGAAGAAUGCCUAGUUUGAAAAAAUUAAGUGUGUGGGCCGAAGCACCAGGUGUUAUAGGCCUUUAUUUAGACGAACUGGAGCAGCUCGAAGCUUUCAAGUUCACUGUCUUGCAUCCCAGCCCUAACAAACAAGUUGAAUUUGAGCCUGAAAUUUCAUUUCCUCAAACAUUGAGGAAGCUGAGUUUAAGUGGUUGUGGACUUCGUUGGGAUGCAAUGGAAGUUGUUGCUGCACUGCCGAAUCUUGAAGUCUUGAAACUGCGAGAGCUUGCUUUCAAUGGCGAAGAAUGGUGCCUGGAAAACCACUGUGUGUUUGAGAAGCUCAAGUUCAUGCUGAUUGAAUACCUCAAUUUUAAGAGGUGGAGUGCUGAUCAUACCCACUUUCCGGGGCUCGAGCGACUGUAUCUAAGGCAUUGCUAUGAGUUGGAGGAGAUCCCUUCGGAUAUUGGGUUCAUAGGAACCCUUGGGCUGAUCGAACUGGUUGACUGCAGUCCUCAAGCUGUGGAAUCAGCAGAGGUAAUCAAGCAAGAACAGGAGGUCGACGGUGGGAGACAGGGCUUUCAAGUUCGUAUAUAUUGUUCUUAUGAAUAGAUUAUACCCUUCCCGGUUUCGUUGUCUAGGUUGUGAUUCGGGAAGAGAAUUCUGCAUUAUAGCAGUGAAUUGGUCUUUUGAUAGAUCGAUGAACCAGGCUUGUAUCAAGUAGUGUAACUUGGAUGUGAGAAGUCAUCUAACUUCAAAUCUCCAUAAACAUUGGAAACCAAAGAUGCUAUGGUUGUAAUUUGUCGGUGUAGUUUACAAAUGACUAGUCUCCUUCAUUGCUCUUGACAGUGAUGAAUUUGUGAAUUUCUUUGGCUUGGCUUCAAAUUCUCGUCUGUAAUGAUUGAUAUGUGUGCUAUUAUAAUGUUAUUUAUGGUAAUAUCCAGAUUUCUAAUG
Molecule: messenger RNA, 3217 nt
Organism: Salvia splendens (bonfire salvia)
Lineage: Eukaryota; Viridiplantae; Streptophyta; Magnoliopsida; Lamiales; Lamiaceae
Product: putative late blight resistance protein homolog R1A-3
Exons: 2
Coding region: 278-2875 (865 amino acids)
Biological process (GO): defense response to other organism
Molecular function (GO): ADP binding
Source: RefSeq, a predicted model, not a curated record